Solanum pennellii is the source of this 1998-nucleotide messenger RNA. RefSeq lists its product as uncharacterized. The coding region runs from base 1 to 1998 and encodes 665 amino acids. The record is from RefSeq and is a predicted model, not a curated record. Lineage: Eukaryota; Viridiplantae; Streptophyta; Magnoliopsida; Solanales; Solanaceae. The transcript has 6 exons.
AUGCUUGUUGAAGUCAAUGUAACAAAAACUAUACCUCAGCAGAUAGCAGUAGUGGAUCCAAAUGGGAAAACAUUUAUGCAGGAAGUAGUGUUAGAAUGGAGGCCUCAAUAUUGUGAUAGGUGCCAGAAGAUUGGACCAAUAUCACAGCAGACUGAGCAAGAGAAGGUACCUGAACAAGCAAAAGAGAACAAUCUUAGUCCACAGAAGAGUAAGCAGGAGGCAGAACAGGAGAUAGAAAAGAAACUAGAUCAGCAAACACCAAGGAGUAUUGGUGAGCACUCUAAUAAUGCAGAUAAUCAGCUGGAAUUUAGUUUGGCUAACUUUCCUGUUAAAGAAAUAAGUAAGGAUUAUCAGAUUAUAUUGACUGUGGUGUAUGGAUUUAAUACAAUUGAACAGAGGAAAGGUUUGUGGCAAGAAAUGAAUAUAAUGUCAAAAGGUAUCUCUCAACCAUGGCUCAUAGUGAGGGAUUUUAAUGCUUUUCUUUCAUCUAAAGAUAGGUUAGCUGGAGUUCAUGUUACUAUUAAUGAGAUCAAAGACUUUGCUGAGUGUGUGAGAGAUACUGGUGUCAAUGAAUUGCAAUGGAAAGGUAACUACUAUACUUGGACUAACAAGCAAUGUGGGAGGGAUAGAAUUUCAAGUAGAAUUGAUAGAGCAUUUGGGAAUGAUGAAUGGAUGGGAAAAUGGGGGCAUGUUAAUGUAGAAUAUGGGAAUCCAAGCAUAUCUGGUCAUAGUUCUAUGCAGAUUUUACUACAAAAAACUCAGCAUCAUGGGAAAGUUAGUUUUAAAUUUUUCAAUGUAUGGACUGAGCAUGAGUCUUUCAUGGAUAUGGUGGAAUCUAUAUGGAAAAAAGACUAUGGUAACAGUAUAAUGAAGAAGGUUUGGUGUAAGUUGAUGGAUCUUCAACAUGUAUUGAAACAGUUGAAUAGAAAGGAAUUUAAAUACAUUAGGAAACAGAUUGAGAUGGCUAGACUGGAGAUUGCAAAAGUACAAGAUCAGUUAAGUAAGCAAGCAACUGAUGAUUUGAUUGUGCAGGAAAAAGAGUUACUGAUUAAACUUGAAAAAUGGUCAAUGAUAGAAGAAAGUGCUUUGAGGCAGAAGGUAAUCUACCAGCCAAUAAGUACUCAGGUGAUGAAAAGAGGACCUACUUUGACAAAACAGCAAAGGUUACAAUUGUGUGCUGCAGUAACAGAACAAGAGAUAUAUGAUGGAUUGCAGUCCAUAGGGAAUGAUAAGGCACCAGGUGUAGAUGGAUAUAAUGCUUUAUUUUUUAAGCAUACUUGGCAUAUCAUUAAAGGUGAUAUUAUUGAGGUUGUUCAGAGUUUCUUCACAACAGGGAAAUUAUAUAAGUCAUUCAAUUGUACUUUAGAUUCUCUCAUUCCAAAAGUCAAGAAUCCUAAAACUGUGAAAGAGUACAGACCAAUUGCCUAUUGUACUGUGGUAUAUAAGAUUAUCUCCAAAGUGUUAACAAAUAGAUUACAUUAUGUUAUACAUACUGGCAUUUGUGAUAGCCAGGCAGGUUUUAUUCCAGGAAGGAAAAUCUUUGAUAAUAUAUUACUUGCUCAUGAAUUGGUUAAAGCAUAUACUAGGAAACAUAUUUCUCCUAGAAGCAUGCUGAAGGUUGACUUGCAGAAAGCUUAUGAUUCAGUUGAAUGGGAAUUCUUGGAACAAAGUACUCAAAGUUUUGAUGCAGCUAAAGGCCUUAGACAAGGAGAUCCAAUGUCUCCAUUCUUGUUUGCUAUAGCUAUGGAGUAUCUUAGUAGACUUCUUAAGGGUCUUAAGGAUGAUAAAGCUUUUAAGUAUCAUCCUAAAUGCUCUAAACUUGAUAUCACUCACUUGUGUUUUGCAGAUGAUCUGUUACUUUUUUCUAGAGGAGAUCUUGAGUCUGUUAAGGCUAUUCAAAUGUGUUUUUCACAGUUUUCUCAAGCUUCAGGGUUACAAGCAAACCUCAAUAAAAGCUCAAUAUAUUGUGGAGGUGUUCAGAUGGAAGUAAGGCAGUAG